This is a messenger RNA of Sus scrofa (pig), 1233 nucleotides long. RefSeq names its product indoleamine 2,3-dioxygenase 1 (gene IDO1). Gene Ontology annotation, cellular component: cytoplasm. The record is from RefSeq and is marked provisional. Gene Ontology annotation, biological process: 'de novo' NAD+ biosynthetic process from L-tryptophan. Gene Ontology annotation, molecular function: heme binding; metal ion binding; L-tryptophan 2,3-dioxygenase activity. Lineage: Eukaryota; Metazoa; Chordata; Mammalia; Artiodactyla; Suidae.
AUGGCACUUGAUUGGUGGUCUCCUAUGGACAAUUCUUGGAAGAUCUUUGAAGAGUACCACAUAGAUGAAAACCUAGGCUUUGCUCUGCCAAAUCCACUGGAGGAGCUGCCUCACCCUUACGAUGCUUGGAUUGCCAUUGCUAAAAAUCUACCUGAACUGAUUAAGAAUGGACAACUACGUGCAGAAGUGGAGAAGUUAGCAACGCUCAGCAUUGACGGCCUCCAAGGACACAAGAUGCAGCGCCUGGCACAUCUGGUUCUGGGGUACAUCACCAUGGCGUACGUGUGGGGUCAAGGGGAUGAAGAUAUCCGCAAGGUCCUGCCAAGAAAUAUUGCCAUCCCUUACUGCAAACUCUCUGGGAAGCUUGGACUGCCUCCUAUUCUGGUCUACGCAGAUUGUGUCUUGGCAAAUUGGAAGAAAAAGGAUCCCAGUGGGCCCAUGACUUACAAGAACAUGGAUAUUCUCUUCUCAUUUCCGGGUGGGGACUGUGGUAAAGGAUUCUUCCUGGUUUCGCUAUUGGUGGAAAUAGCGGCUGCUUCUGCAAUCAAGGUGAUCCCCACUCUAUUCAAUGCAAUACAGUGUGAAGACCUGGAUGCUUUGCAAAAGGCAUUGCUUGAUAUAACUUCUUCUCUGCAUAAAGCCCUUGAAGUGUUUCACCAAAUUCAUGAGUAUGUGGACCCAAAGCUCUUUUUCAAUGUUCUUCGCAUAUACUUGUCUGGUUGGAAAGGCAACCCCUUGCUGUCAGAGGGUCUGCUCUAUGAAGGCGUUUGGGACACCCCCAAGAAGUUCGCUGGGGGCAGUGCAGCCCAAAGCAGCAUCUUUCAGUGCUUUGAUGUUCUCCUGGGUAUCCAGCACACUGUGGGUGGAGUUCCUUCAGGCUCUGCUGCUGGAUUCCUCCAGGAAAUGAGAACCUAUAUGCCACCAGCUCACCGGAACUUUCUUCACUCAUUAGAGUCAGGCCCCUCCGUCCGUGAGUUUGUUCUUUCAAAAGGUGAUGCUCUCCUGCAGGAAACGUACAAUGAAUGUGUGCAAGCUAUGGUAUCCCUGCGAAAUUACCAUCUGCAGAUAGUAACUAAGUACAUUGUGAUUCCUGCAAGCCAGCAAGCCAAGAAAAAACAAGCAUCCGAAGAGCCUUCCGAAGAAGAAAACAGAGGAACUGGAGGCACCAAUGUCAUAGAUUUUCUCAAGACUGUAAGAGGUACAACUGUGAGGUCCCUGUUGAAAGAAGGUUAA